CGAGUCUGGACGUGUCACGGCGCGCGUGCCUGACGUGCCAAUGCUAGGCUUCAGCAGCUGCUAGGUGCGCACAGAGAGGCCAGCACAGGUGCUCCGGGCCCAGCCGUCCCAGGGUCUACCGGAUCGAACCGGCCGCAGCAGCUCUGCAGCGGGUGCAGAGUAUGUAGUAACGCUCAAGGAGUCCUCCGAACGCGACCGUUGCUGGCAGCAGCUUGUUGAGCAGGGUGUUAGUGCCUGUGUGCGUGCGUGAGUGUGUGUGCGUGCUGCUACUAUUUCCGUGCCGAGUGUUCCCGAGAGCGUCCGGCGUCCGGGUUAUGGAGUAUCAGUGUGUCCGUGGUGUCGGUGGGCUGUAAGAGCUGUUGCUGUUGCUGCUCCGCCAGGAACCGCGCCAAACGGCCCAAUCAAUCAACUAGACCGGCGUCGAUCGUGUCCCCCGUGGGACGGAGUCCCAGCUCCAACAGCUAGCCAGCUGGUCGAACCUAGCGCUCCAGCGGAACUAGUCAGCCAGCCAACUAUCAACAGCGUGCGACAGCGGGAUGGGUGCGAUGCCGGAGGUGAUUGAGCUGAACGUCGGUGGCACCGGGUACGUGGUGAGCCUGAAGACGCUGCUGGCCGAGGACGGGUCCUGGUUCCAGGACGCGUUCGGGUCCGGGCCCGACUCGGCGGCCCUGCCGCCUCACGAUAGCCAGGGCCGCUACUUCAUCGACCGCGACGGUGCCUUGUUCCGGCACGUCCUGGCGUACCUGCGGGGCCCGGCCGCGUACGCGCUCCCGACCGGGGGUGUCCUCGAGCGCGAGCAGCUGCGCCAGGAGGCGGAGCACUUCCGGCUGGCCGGGUUGCUCGAGCUGCUGACCAAGUCCGGGCCGGGCUGCAUCACCGUCGGCUACCGGGGUAGCUUCCAGUUCGGGCGGGACGGGCUGGCCGACGUGAAGUUCCGCAAGAUCACGCGCCUGCUGGUGCACGGCCGGGUCGCCCUGUGCCGGGAGGUGUUCGGGGACACGCUGAACGAGUCGCGCGACCCGGACCACGGGGCGCCCGACCGCUACACGGCCCGCUUCUUCCUCAAGCACGUGUUCAUCGAGCAGGCGUUCGACAUGCUGCAGGAGCAGGGCUUCCGGAUGGUCGGGAGCUGCGGCUCCGGGACCGCGGGCUCGGUGAGCGAAAACCUGAAGCCGGGCGUCGACACCGAGGAGAACCGUUGGAACCACUACAACGAGUUCGUGUUCAUGCGCGACUAAGCUGCGGACCACAGCCACAGCUCGACGGACUCCCACUACCCACCCACAGUUCGACAACACCACCACCGCCGCUACCAAUAUCUUCCAACCUACAGCCCUCCCAGCACUGACACCUGGAACCCCCGGACACCACCUGCAUCGAUCGAUCGUCUAGGGCGUUCAGAAUACACACCACGGCUCGACCAAAUGGGGGCGACGACACCCUGAGGACACGGGGCCCGGCCGGGGCAAUAUCAUCUGUCGAACAUCGCCCCGCUGCUAGGCGGUGCACGAAGCAGCACACAACAGUGGCGGGAAGUUGAGGAAGUUUGUGUGCUGCCAAACUAAAAUAGAACCAAAAGUAGAAAACAUAGAAAGCAGAACAACCAAAACAAAAUGAAAAACCCGGACACUUGGCAGAGGCAGAGGUUCCAAACGGUCGAUCGAGUUGAAUUUGAACGGUCGAACUUUUGCAGCCCCUUAAAGUUCGCCAUCCCUUGAAUUGAUCUCGAUCGGCACUGGUUUCCUCGCCCUGAUUUGAUUUGCGGGUGACCCAGGUCGGGAAGUGGGCGACACACUCACUGAACGACUGGCGAUUCUAUCCAGGGUACUAGCAUGAUUAGAUGUCUUAGAUAAGGUUGCGCCGGAAAAUUAGCACUUUGUAGGCCCUUUCUUGUCAUAGCGAACGAGACCUUCCUAGGUACGUGCAGUGCCUACUUCUGCCACCUGCUGACACCUGUAAACAAACAAUAAACGUAGGCCAAGCCCACCGACUCGAACUCCUUCGCCACUCCGGUGUCGGUUCCUGUACCUCUGUCACUUCCUGUUACUUGGACCCUUACUUACGGUCUGGACUCUGGCUAGACAGGGUUUUUUUUAAUGAACCUAUUUAGAACCUAUUUAGAACCUUUCGUGGUGGUGGUGGUGGGCUACGCAUGGGUGCUAGGUAGGCGACGUUGGUGACGUCAUCGGGACGUGCGGUCAUCUUUGAACAAACUUUUAUCAAAAACACCUGACACCCACUGAACCUGACAGUGUGGACGACCGACGAAUCGGAAAUCCUUCGUGACAUCCAGUAAACUUACAUUAGGCAUACAACACACACAACGCACACACAACCCCACACCAUCAAUACUUUACCGAUUAGUGAGAUUAAUGUACGCAACCGUUGUGGGAGAUGAACUUAAAAAGCACACACGCAUACACACAAUGUUCAAGAAAACACGAAAACCGUGGAAGGAAACGAGCUAGACAAAGGCAAACAACUACUAUAGUGUAAGUAAAAUGGCCGCGGCCCCUUGGGAGGCGUUAGUUGUAGGAAGCAUACUACCACCCACUGUACUCUACGCAGUGUGUCUCGUGGAACUUGUCGAGAUAUACAUACAUAUAUAAUAUAUGUCACCACAUAUACAGCCAAUCCACGGCGAGAGCAUACAUAUAGCGUAAAUGGGACGAUUAGAGGACACCUCAAGAGUAAAACACCGGCACACACUCAAAUAUUAUACACGGAACCAUGCGUGUGCAACACGAAUAUUAAACGAGAUGAUUAAAUACUUGUCGCCGGUACAGGGAGCGGAUCAGAAAGGGUUGGGAAACAAUUUUGGGGGGGGUAUUCAAGAACCAAAAUGAGGGCGGCAGUAGAAAAACACAAAACAACCAAAAAAGAUAACAAAUAACAAAUAAGAAAGGGACAGGAAAUAGAAAGCUUAAUGGCAACACUAAAAAAAAAAACACCCAAAGGAACACAGAGAAAAAAAAGAAAACGAGAGAAGCACCGUGAGAGCACAAGAAAUAAAUUUAAAAUAAAGUCAAACAGAGCAUAAGAUAAGACGUGAGAGAAACGAACAAGUGGGGCCGUACGUAGCGGUAGCGCAAAGCAAGAAAGAUAUAACAAACCCCCUAAAACCAGUAUAUUUGAAUGUCUGAAUAUUGUUAAGCUCCCGCAAGUAUCUUCCCGAUCCUCUCUCUCUCUCACGCAGUUUUCCUCACGAAUAGAUCAGGUGGCAUCGGUGUAUCGAGUGGCAAGUUCACGAUCACGCUCCCCAGCUAUGGUUGAACCGAAGAAACACCCACGCGGAGUUCCGAGAUCCACGUGCCAGUACGGCUCCCUGGCCUGUCGGGUGAUGGUUGUCUCUGAUGCUAGCGGGAAGGAAGGUGCCCACGCCGGUCGCACCAUCUAGGAAUAACAAACCAUCAAUGUUAUGAAAUAGACCAGACGGUAAGACGGUGCAAACAUGAAGCGUGGCCGUUUCAAGUUUAUCUUUGGUAUCGGUCCGUAUGGAUGUUGAUACAAAAAUAGUACCCCGUGUCCCCCACCCCGGUACUGGAGAAUAUUUGCACGCACCCGAUAUGCUGCUUUCCGAACCUCGAAGGCCGCCGAAGAUCCACCAGAAGACGGUUGGCAUCGGUAUCUUGAACUCUGUCGGGGUAGAACCGGAUGACGGCGGCGUUCUUGGUAUGCAUUCAUUACCGUCAACUCUCUCUCGCUCUGGACCCGUGGUGGAAACCUUUAGGGACUUUAGUUCAGUGUAGUGCAAUGGGACGUGUAAUCAACGAACUCCAGACCCGAAGUUGGUCGAGCGAGCUGCCACCACGAAUCGCUGCGAAUCACUGCGAUUCGACAGCUCAUAGCUGUACGCCAAACCGUGUUUCCGAGAAUGUUAGCCAAGAGAAUGAAACCUACUAUUCACCCAAUAUUAAAAUAAAUAAGACAAAAAAACGCAUACUUCUUAUAAUGUGGUACCUUCCCUCGAAGCGGUACAUUUAUUAGUCUCUUAGACCAAUAUGCUCAGAGAAAUAGCAAGAAACAAACAAUGCAACAUAUAGCCAAUCACACACCACCAAAAUAAAAAAAAAAAACAAACGUUAAGGAACACGUGUGGACGAAGAAUGACACAAGAAGGGCGAGGAAUCUAAUUCACAACACAAACACAAAACAACAAGAACAACAAACAGAACUUAGUAGUGAGAUGAUCUGCAAGCAGCAACGUGAGAGCGAACGGAGCAGAAUGAAUAAGUAAUACUGAAGCAAACCCAGCUAGUUAUACAGUACAAGCUUUCGGGUUCACACACAUAUAAAACCGAAGCACACUACAAGGGAGCGUAGAACGGAGCACAUUUAUGAGGCAAGAUUGAAAGGUCAGCAAACGAAACGAAAGCGAAAGCGCAGCUCGGGAGCAUCGCAACCGGUUGCGGCCGAGCAACAUCUCCGGUGCUCCGGUGUUUGUGAUGAUGAGCCAGAUUGCUGAUAUAUAUAGGUGACGAGUGCGAGGGAUUUAUUCGGAUCAGUAUUCAGCUAAUUGGAACUUUACGGGCAGCCACCACGGCAGAUUACGCAAGGUGAGUAUCAUACUGAAUCACAGACACAAGCAGAGAAGCCACAAGAUCAUUAUUCUUGAGCUGAGCGUAGAAGCUUUCUGACUGGGUUUGCGGACCGGAGAAAGCAAGAAGCGAGAGAGAACGAGAGACGGGACAAAGCAAGAGAGCAAGAGAAAAAGGACACGAUGGAAAGGGUGCGGAAAAAUAAAAUGAUUGUCAAAGAUGUAACAUUAAGGAAACAAUACUAAUAAUAUUAAUUAAUAUA
This is a messenger RNA of Anopheles bellator, 4800 nucleotides long. It is a transcript of the gene Ktl, whose product is annotated as BTB/POZ domain-containing protein KCTD16. NCBI's taxonomy places the organism in Eukaryota, Metazoa, Arthropoda, Insecta, Diptera, Culicidae. The record is from RefSeq and is a predicted model, not a curated record. Gene Ontology annotation, biological process: protein homooligomerization. The coding region runs from base 537 to 1238 and encodes 233 amino acids. The transcript has 2 exons.